This is a messenger RNA of Xiphias gladius (swordfish), 2852 nucleotides long. RefSeq names its product discoidin domain-containing receptor 2-like. Bases 42 to 2672 code for a protein of 876 amino acids. NCBI's taxonomy places the organism in Eukaryota, Metazoa, Chordata, Actinopteri, Istiophoriformes, Xiphiidae. Gene Ontology annotation, biological process: multicellular organism development; positive regulation of kinase activity; cell surface receptor protein tyrosine kinase signaling pathway. The transcript is spliced from 17 exons. Gene Ontology annotation, cellular component: membrane; signaling receptor complex. The record is from RefSeq and is a predicted model, not a curated record. Gene Ontology annotation, molecular function: ATP binding; protein tyrosine kinase collagen receptor activity; collagen binding.
CUCACAGUAAAUGUGGAAUAUUCCCUGAGACAGAUGGUUUCAUGAUAACAAGAGAAGAACUUGUGAAAGAGAUGAAGAGAAGAGAAAAGAUGAAGGUCAUGGAGGUGAAACUGAUCACACAUCAUGUCUUCUUUAUCCUGCUGGCUGCCACUGUAAGAGCUCAAGUAAACCCAGAAAUGUGUCGCUACCCUCUUGGUAUGACCGGUGGGCAGAUUCAGGACGAGGACAUCUCUGCCUCCAGUCAGUGGUCCGAGUCAACGGCUGCAAGAUUUGGCAGACUCGACUUUGACAACGGAGACGGUGAUGGGGCCUGGUGCCCCGACAUCAUGUCAGAGGCAGAUGGCCUCAAAGAGUAUCUCCAGGUUGACCUGCGUUCACUGCACUUCAUCACGCUGGUGGGCACCCAGGGUCGCCACGCCGACGGAAUGGGUAAUGAGUUUGCCCAGCGAUACAUGAUCAAGUACAGCCGCGACGGCAGCAACUGGGUGGGCUGGCAUGAUAGGAAGGGAAGGCAGGUAAUUGAGGGGAACAGGAAUGCCUAUGACGUGGUGCUGAAGGAUCUGGAGCCUCCCAUCAUCGCUCGCUUCGUCCGCUUCAUGCCUGUGACAGACCACUCCAUGAUCGUGUGUAUGAGAGUGGAGCUCUACGGCUGUGAAUGGCUGGAUGGCCUGAUGUCUUAUAGCAUUCCAGAUGGGCACCAAAUGAUCUACAGAGGCCUGGAUGUCUACUUUAAUGAUUCUGUAUAUGAUGGAGCGACAGCUGAAAGACUGAAAAAGGGCCUCGGGCAGCUGACAGAUGGCACCUGGGGUCUAGAUGAUUUCCUCCACAGCCACAUCUACGGCUCGUGGCCAGGGUACGACUAUGUAGGCUGGAGCAACAAGAGCUUCCCCAAAGGUUAUGUGGAGAUGAUCUUUGAGUUUGACCAUGUCCGAAACUUCACUUCCAUGAAGGUUCACUGUAAUAACAUGUUCAGCCGAGGGGUGAGGGUGUUCAGACAGGCCACCUGUUACUUCCGGUCAGGCUCAGACUGGGAGGCAGACCCGGUGACCUUAAGGCCCACUGUUGACCGUGUGAGCCAAAUCGCCCGUUUUGUCACCGUCCCCCUCGGGGAUCGCACAGCCAGCGCCAUCAAAUGCCGUUUCCACUUCAGUGACCUUUGGAUGCUGUUCAGUGAGGUGGCUUUCCAGUCAGGCUCAGCAGUUUACAAUACAUCUCUGACUGUUCGCAAACAUGGACACCCUACAAACACACUACCAGGGGACGAUCCCACUCAUAAAGUGGAUGACAGCAAUACCAGGAUCCUGAUUGGCUGCUUGGUGGCUAUCAUAGCCAUCCUAUUGACUAUCAUAGUCAUCAUCCUGUGGCGGCAGGUGUGGCAAAAGAUGCUUGAGAAGGCAUCUCGUCGCAUGCUGGACGAUGAACUUACGGCUCGUCUUGCCGUCCAGACCCAGGCCUUCUCCUUCCACCACUCCUCUCUGUCCAGCGAGGGCGGCUCCACCUCCAACUCCACGUAUGAGAGAAUCUUCCCCCUCUGUGCUGACUAUCAGGAGCCCUCACGCCUCAUCCGAAAGCUGCCUGAGUUUGCUCAGUCCACAGAGCACCUCGGACUGAGCACCUCAUGCAGAGCCCUUGCAGCAGGUGGUUUAGACGGUGCGCCCCACUAUGCGGAGGCAGACAUCAUCAGCCUGCAGGAGUCUUCAGACAGCAGCACCUACUCCAUCGCAGCCGUCAACAUGAAUCUCUUUGCUGGCACCGAUUCAUCCAUGAAAGAGUUCCCCAGACACAAGCUCACCUUCAAGGAGAAACUGGGAGAGGGCCAGUUCGGAGAAGUGCACUUGUGUGAGGCAGAGGGCAUGCAGGACUUUUUGGACGAGGUUUUGUCUAUAGAGGGAAACAAUGAGUCACCUCUGCUUGUUGCUGUUAAAACACUGCGGGAAGAUGCAAACAAGAAUGCAAGGAAUGACUUCCUGAAGGAGAUCCGUAUCAUGUCUCGUCUGAGGGACCCCAACAUUGUCCGUCUGCUGGCGGUGUGUGUGGACACAGACCCUCUGUGCAUGAUCACUGAGUACAUGGAAAAUGGAGACCUGAACCAGUUCCUGUGCACACACUAUACUUAUGAUUCCUCUUUCUUUGUGGUCGCCUCUGCUCUCAGCUACAGUAAACUGAUUGGCAUGGCUGUGCAGAUUGCAUCUGGUAUGAAGUACUUGUCCUCUCUCAACUUUGUCCACCGAGAUCUGGCCACCCGCAACUGCCUGGUGGGUAAGAACUACACAAUAAAGAUCGCUGAUUUCGGCAUGAGUCGGAACCUGUACAGAGGAGACUACUACAGGAUCCAGGGCCGGGCCGUCCUGCCCAUUCGCUGGAUGUCCUGGGAGAGCAUCCUACUGGGUAAGUUCACCAUGGCCAGCGAUGUGUGGGCGUUCGGUGUGACCCUGUGGGAGAUUCUGACUCUGUGUAAGGAGCAGCCCUACUCCCAGCUCUCUGACGAGCAGGUCAUUGAGAACACAGGCGAGUUCUUUAGGGACCAGGGCAAGCAGGUGUACCUGCCAAAGCCGCCAUGUUGUCCUGAAAGAGUCUACACUGAGCUGAUGCUGAGCUGCUGGAGGAGGAAUGCCAAGCAGAGGCCGAGCUUUCAGGAGAUGCACACUCAGCUGAAGGAGAGUCUGGCGUAGUAGAUGGGACUUUUAAUUUCUCUCUGCCAUGCACUGUCUCAUUUGCUCUCUCAGUAUGGAUUUAGUUGGAAUUAAUUUGGAGUCAGAAACAACCCAUCAAAUGUUAUCCAUGUGUUUUAUGCUUGCUUGCCACAAUGGUGCUGUAAAUAAUAGGAAAUGAGGAGAAGGUUUACACUUGAA